AUGACCGAUGCCUUUGGCUCACUUAUCCUUUCUCUUCUGCACAGGGCGUAUAAAACCAUCGAGGACGAUGACCUCAAGUUUCCCCUGAUAUACGGCGAAGGAAAGAAGGCUCGUGUGCUGGCGACCAUCGGGGUCACGAGAGGUCUCGGGGACCACAACCUCAAAGUGCACGACUCCAACAUCUACAUCAAACCGUUCUUGUCCUGCUGUCCAGAGGUCAAAGUUUACCCUCUCGCGCAGCACGAGCACGGCGCCGACGACGUCCUCGUGCUGGGAACGGACGGUUUGUGGGACGUCCUCGCCAACCAGGAAGUAGCCGAAGCGGUCACGUCUUUCCUGUCAAACUGUGACCCCGACGACCAGCACAGGUACACGAUGGCGGCGCAAGACCUCAUAAUGAGAGCACGAGGAGUGCUGAAGGAUCGCGGCUGGAGAAUAUCCAACGACCGACUGGGCUCCGGAGACGACAUCUCUGUCUACAUCAUCCCUCUCAUGUAUGGCAACAAGCAGAAUUAACCCGAUGACAUAAGUGCGUCCAAAACAAAAACGUGACCCUGCCUUUACCCCAGCCCCA
Molecule: messenger RNA, 574 nt
Organism: Solea senegalensis (Senegalese sole)
Lineage: Eukaryota; Metazoa; Chordata; Actinopteri; Pleuronectiformes; Soleidae
Product: protein phosphatase 1H-like
Exons: 5
Coding region: 1-516 (171 amino acids)
Biological process (GO): protein dephosphorylation
Molecular function (GO): protein serine/threonine phosphatase activity
Source: RefSeq, a predicted model, not a curated record